AUGUUACAAAACGCCGCGAGACGUCCUGGAGUUGGAGUGGGUGUUUUGGUGACAGACUCGGCUCACCCAGGUUCUGUUCUACUCGGGAAGAGAAAAAGCGUUAUGGGGAAAGGGAAGUACCAACUUCCCGGCGGCCACUUGGAGUUUGGGGAGACGUGGGAGAAGUGUGCUCAGAGGGAGGUGUUAGAAGAAGCUGGUCUGCAUUUGGUGAAUAUCCGCUUUGCCUCUGUGGUGAACUCAAUCAAACUGGAGGAGCAAUAUCACUAUGUCACCAUCAUUAUGCAAGGAGAAUUGGCCAAUGAGCAGUCCCAAGAACCCCAGAACUUGGAACCCGAGAAGAAUGAGGGAUGGACAUGGACACGGUGGGACCAGUUUCCUACUGAGGACCAGCUCUUUUUGCCACUGGCUGGACUGAGACAACAAGGAUACCAGCCCUUCCAGGAACAGAAGUAG
This is a messenger RNA of Nerophis lumbriciformis (worm pipefish), 453 nucleotides long. The record is from RefSeq and is a predicted model, not a curated record. NCBI's taxonomy places the organism in Eukaryota, Metazoa, Chordata, Actinopteri, Syngnathiformes, Syngnathidae.